AUGACAUCCUAUCUUCAGAAAGAAAGGAUCCCAGACCAGUGGAAGACCUCGCGAACCGUUCUUAUCCAUAAGAAAGGUGACCGAGAGGACCUUCGGAACUACCGUCCGAUAUGCUUGCUGAGCGUGUUAUACAAAGUAUUCACCAAGAUCAUCCUCACACGCAUAUCUAGGACGCUGGAUGAAGCCCAGCCUCAAGAACAAGCUGGAUUCCGCCAAGGGUUCAGCUGCUUGGACCACAUCCAGACCGUGUCGAGGGUCAUAGAGGUUUGCCGGGAAUACCGCCUGCCCCUAGUUCUAACCUUCGUCGACUAUGAGAAAGCCUUUGACAGUGUAGAAACGAAUGCAAUACUGUCAGCGCUGGUCGAUCAAGGUGUGGACGCGUCGUAUGUGAGGACAUUAGCCAAUUGCUACGAACGAUGCACGACUAGGAUACAGCUUUUCCACCGCCCUCUCACCAUACCCAUUGGAAAGGGCAGAAACGAUGCUCAACGAAUUGAACGAAGCAGGGAAGAGAAUAGGACUACGAAUAAACAGAAGAAGACACAGUUCAUGAAGAACGCGCACUGCGAGGACGGAGGAGUACAACUUGAAGGCUCCCAAAUCGUGGAAACUCCGUCAUACGUAUACCUUGGACGUUCUAUGAACAUGGAAAACGACUUGAAGGAAGAACUGAAUAGAAGAAUGAGAGCAGCAUGGGCAGCAUUCGCAGCCGUGGGGAAGCUACGGACCAACUGA
This is a messenger RNA of Necator americanus (New World hookworm), 735 nucleotides long. RefSeq lists its product as uncharacterized. NCBI's taxonomy places the organism in Eukaryota, Metazoa, Nematoda, Chromadorea, Rhabditida, Ancylostomatidae. The coding region runs from base 1 to 735 and encodes 244 amino acids. The record is from RefSeq and is a predicted model, not a curated record. The transcript is spliced from 2 exons.